UAUCAAAAUAAUCUUCAAAAUAAUAUUGUGAACAAAGUUUUUAUUGACAAAAUACAUCACGUUCACAUUUCGGAUUUUUUUUUAAACGAGCCUUUUUACAGUGCAAUUGUAUUGGGACAUUGUGUACAAGUGUUGUUGGGACAUUUUGUAAAACUUUAAUAAUGGUGCAAGUGAGAGUAUCGGAAGGUCUGCUGGAAGGUGAGGUGGUACACAAUGAGUAUGGAGGCACCUUCUGCAGCUUCAAGGGCAUACCGUAUGCGCAGCCGCCGAUAGGAGACUUGCGGUUCAAGGCACCGCAGCCACCAAAACCAUGGGAAGGUGUCCGACAAGCCAAAGAGUUUGGCCCAUCAUGCAGCCAGGUAGACUUUCUCAUGCAACCGAAGCCUGACUGCAGCGAAGACUGUCUAUACCUCAAUGUCUACACACCACAACUGAAAGCUAACAACCCUUUACCAGUCAUGUUCUUCAUCCACGGCGGAGGGUUUUACUCCGGGAGCGGCAACGAUGACAUGUAUGGUCCAGAGUUCCUCGUCAGACAAAACGUCAUACUUGUCACCAUCAACUACAGACUGGAAGUCCUAGGUUUUCUUUGCUUAGACACUGAAGAAGUGCCUGGUAACGCAGGCAUGAAAGACCAAGUUGAAGCUCUGAAAUGGGUCAACAAGAACAUUUCCUAUUUCGGUGGGGACCCUGACAAUAUAACUAUUUUUGGUGAAAGUGCUGGAGGAGCAAGCGUUGGUUAUCAUCUAGUAUCUCCGAAGUCGAAAGGGCUGUUUAAGCGAGCUAUCUGCCAAAGUGGGGUGCCUACUUGCUGGUGGGCUAAAGUAUUUGAGCCUCGUAGGCGAGCCCUCGCGCUUGCACACCGUCUAGGAUACAAAUCUAAUGAUGAAAACGGUCUUUACGAAUUCUUCAAAUCACAGCCUGUUGAAGCACUGCUUGGAGUAAACGUACCUCUUUCUUUCUCUGAGCAAAUUCGUGCAGGUUUCGAAUUAAACUUUGGUAUAGUUAGUGAAAAACAAUUCGGCGAUGAAACCGGAUUUUUUCAUGGAAACCUUUCAGAUUACCUAAAAAACGGUGUUCACGAAGGAGUUGAAGUCAUGACAGGGUACACCGAAGACGAUGGUGUUAUUUUAUUUGUAUUUGGUGAACAUACAAAAAUGCUAGAACAAGCAAAUGCUUUGGAUAACUAUUUUACUCCUAAACAUAUUGCCUUGAAUUGUUCAUUGAAAAAGCAAAUAGAGGCGGGACAAAAGAUCAAAAAGUUUUAUAUGCAUGAUGAAAAGGUUGAAACUGACUGGGAACGAGUUGCCCGAUACCAAAAGGCUGAAAUGUUCAUAUAUGGAACUGUAAAAUUCGCAAGAGCAUGUUCACAGAAGAAUAAGCUUUAUUUCUAUACAUUUAACUGCAAAUCUGAGAGGAACAUGACGUGUAGCAUGUUGGGUUUGAACACUAUAACUGAUGGCAAAGAAGUAAGCUGUCAUCUUGAUGAUUUGUUUUACAUCUUCAAUAGCAAAGCAUUAGAACAGAAAAUCGAUAUGAAGUCAAAAACAUUUGAACUGAUCAAUAAAGUCACAAAGCUUUGGACUAACUUUGCAAAAUAUGGAAACCCGACUCCAAAUGGCGAUCUUGGAGUGAAAUGGCUUCCAUAUACAGCAGACAAAGAAGAUUAUUUGGACAUUGGUAACGAGUUGCAAGCUGGUACGGCACCAGAUCAUGACGAGUACCAAUUCUGGGAAGAUAUAUUUAGAGAAUAUACACCAGAAUAUGUUGAUACGGAGUAUUGAUUAAAUUAAAAGUUGAAUAUUUUA
Molecule: messenger RNA, 1808 nt
Organism: Helicoverpa armigera (cotton bollworm)
Lineage: Eukaryota; Metazoa; Arthropoda; Insecta; Lepidoptera; Noctuidae
Product: juvenile hormone esterase
Exons: 3
Coding region: 162-1784 (540 amino acids)
Source: RefSeq, a predicted model, not a curated record